CUCCACUGUCGCCGGCUUGCAAGUUGCUUGCCCGGCCUUACCCAGAUGCAUCCCCCUUGCUUUGCUUUCUUUCUCCAGCUGUGUGCUCCCUUCCCGCGGUUUAUACUCCACUCCAGACACCACCUAUAUAUAUGCGCCCACAAAUCCACCAUUCCAUCGCAAAAGCUAAACACAAUUCAAGCAGGACCAAAGGGUUAAGGAAGCAAGAGGUGAUCAGAAGAAGAUGUGCCCGAUCAAGAAGGAGAUGAGCGCCGAGUUGGGCUCCCCGUGCAGCUCGACCUCGUCGGAGCACCACCAGACAGUGUGGACCUCGCGGCCGAAGCGGCCCGCGGGGCGGACCAAGUUCCGGGAGACGCGGCACCCCGUGUUCCGCGGCGUCCGGCGCCGGGGCAAUGCCGGGCGGUGGGUGUGCGAGGUGCGCGUACCGGGGAGGCAUGGCUGCAGGCUCUGGCUCGGCACCUUCGACACCGCCGAGGCCGCCGCGCGCGCGCACGACGCCGCCAUGCUCGCCAUCGCCGGCGCGGGCGCGUGCCUCAACUUCGCCGACUCCGCCUGGCUGCUGGCCGUGCCGGAUUCGUACGCCAGCCUCGCCGACGUCCGCCACGCGGUCGCCGAGGCCGUGGAGGACUUCCAGCGCCGCGAGGCGCUCGCGGACGACGCGCGCUCGGCCACGUCCUCGGCGCCGUCCUCCCCUGCCAACGAAGAAGAUGACGGCAGCACCACCGGCGGCGAGGGGUCCUCUCCGGCCACCAAGGACUCGCCGUUCGAAUUGGACGUGUUCAGCGACAUGAGCUGGGACUUGUACUACGCGAGCUUGGCGCAGGGGAUGCUCAUGGAGCCGCCGUCCUUGGUCACGGCGUUCGGCGACGGCGACGUCGCUGAUGUUCCACUCUGGAGCUACUAGAAUCGAGGCAGCUGUACUUACUUUUGCUUUUUCUUUCUCUUGGCCUCCGAUGCCAAAUUUUGGUAUUGUAACGGUUACUUCUUUUGGUAAUGAGAUAGAGCAGGUUGGGGAAA
Molecule: messenger RNA, 1017 nt
Organism: Phragmites australis (common reed)
Lineage: Eukaryota; Viridiplantae; Streptophyta; Magnoliopsida; Poales; Poaceae
Product: dehydration-responsive element-binding protein 1A-like
Exons: 1
Coding region: 224-904 (226 amino acids)
Biological process (GO): regulation of DNA-templated transcription
Molecular function (GO): DNA binding; DNA-binding transcription factor activity
Source: RefSeq, a predicted model, not a curated record